AAGUGACCGAUCUGUCGAAUGAGGAGUAUAUAAGGUAGGAUUGGCGGGCAGUUGGUAUUCAUUCGUUGAGUGGAAUAGCAUCAGCAAUGGCAGCUAAGUUCGUUGCCGUCCUCGCCCUGGUGGCCGUAGCCCACAGCUCCGUGGUACCUUCACCCCUAGUCAAAGUGAACACUGACUACUCCAGCUUCGGUUACGAUGUCGCCGACCCCAACACUGGCGACUACAAGAGCCAGGUGGAGACCCGCGUUGGUGGCACCGUCUCUGGACAGUACUCCCUUAUCGACCCUGAUGGCACCAAGCGCACCGUGGACUACACCGCUGAUGACAUCAACGGAUUCAACGCUGUCGUCCGCAAAGACCCGAUUGUCGCUGCACCCGUUGUUGCCCCAGUUGUCUCCGCUCCUGCCGUAGUUGCCGCUCGUGUCGCCGCUCCUGCUGUUGUCGCCGCUCGUGUUGCCGCCCCCGCCUACGUUGCCCCCUCGGCUUACGUCGCGUCGUCCCCAGCUUACGUUUCUUCCCCAGCUGUCGUCGCCGCUCCUUCUGUGGUAGCUGCUCGUGCAUACUCUCCUUACUAUUCUUCCCCUUACGUCGCGUCCUCCCUCGCGUACAACCCUGUCCACUACUACUAAAUCCAAACCACCACCGAUUUCUGCUGUAAAUAACUAUGUGUAUUUAUAAGUAAAUAAAAGUGAAACUACCUACUUA
Manduca sexta (tobacco hornworm) is the source of this 705-nucleotide messenger RNA. Its product is annotated as larval cuticle protein A2B-like. The transcript is spliced from 2 exons. The coding region runs from base 87 to 629 and encodes 180 amino acids. NCBI's taxonomy places the organism in Eukaryota, Metazoa, Arthropoda, Insecta, Lepidoptera, Sphingidae. The record is from RefSeq and is a predicted model, not a curated record. Gene Ontology annotation, cellular component: extracellular matrix.